Mauremys mutica (yellowpond turtle) is the source of this 4217-nucleotide messenger RNA. RefSeq names its product syntaxin binding protein 1 (gene STXBP1). NCBI's taxonomy places the organism in Eukaryota, Metazoa, Chordata, Testudines, Geoemydidae. Gene Ontology annotation, biological process: vesicle-mediated transport; neurotransmitter secretion; intracellular protein transport. Gene Ontology annotation, molecular function: syntaxin binding. Gene Ontology annotation, cellular component: secretory granule; plasma membrane. The coding region runs from base 122 to 1933 and encodes 603 amino acids. The record is from RefSeq and is a predicted model, not a curated record. The transcript has 20 exons.
CCCCCCAUCCUCCGCAGGCAGCGGAGAGCAGAGCCGCGGCCAGGGCGAGAGGAUUUACACAAAGCGGAGCGCGGCAGGAAAAGGGGGAGACAACCAACCCCCCCCCCCGCCAAGGCACAUCAUGGCACCCCUCGGGCUCAAGGCGGUGGUUGGAGAAAAGAUCAUGCAUGAUGUCAUCAGGAAGGUGAAGAAGAAGGGCGAGUGGAAGGUGCUGGUGGUGGAUCAGCUCAGCAUGCGCAUGCUCUCUUCCUGCUGCAAGAUGACCGACAUCAUGACGGAGGGGAUAACAAUUGUGGAAGACAUCAACAAGCGCCGAGAACCACUCCCCACCUUGGAGGCCGUGUACCUCAUCACCCCUUCUGAUAAGUCUGUCCAUUCACUCAUCAAUGACUUCAAGGAUCCCCCUACUGUCAAGUACAGGGCUGCCCAUGUCUUCUUCACUGACUCCUGCCCUGAUGCCCUGUUUAAUGAACUGGUGAAAUCUCGUGCGGCCAAAGUCAUCAAGACCCUGACGGAAAUCAACAUAGCCUUCCUUCCCUACGAGUCGCAGGUUUACUCCUUGGAUUCUGCCGACUCUUUCCAAAGCUUCUACAGUCCCCACAAGACCCAGCUGAAGAACCCAAUGCUGGAACGCCUGGCAGAACAGAUUGCCACCCUGUGUGCCACCUUGAAGGAAUAUCCAGCUGUCCGAUACAGAGGAGAUUACAAAGACAACGCCAUGCUGGCCCAGCUAAUCCAGGACAAACUGGACGCCUACAAGGCUGACGAUCCGACCAUGGGCGAGGGUCCGGACAAAGCUCGCUCCCAGCUCCUCAUUCUGGACCGUGGCUUUGACCCCUCAUCUCCCGUGCUGCAUGAACUGACUUUCCAGGCUAUGAGUUACGACCUGCUGCCCGUCGAAAAUGAUGUCUACAAGUAUGAAACAAGCGGCAUCGGAGAGGCCCGGGUGAAGGAGGUUCUCCUGGAUGAGGACGACGACCUGUGGAUCACCUUGCGCCACAAGCACAUUGCAGAGGUGUCCCAGGAGGUCACCCGCUCGCUCAAGGAAUUUUCUUCCAGCAAGAGGAUGAACACAGGCGACAAGACCACUAUGAGGGACCUGUCCCAGAUGCUAAAGAAGAUGCCACAGUACCAAAAAGAACUCAGCAAGUACUCGACUCACCUGCACCUGGCUGAGGACUGCAUGAAGCACUACCAAGGCACCGUGGAUAAGCUCUGCCGCGUUGAACAGGACCUGGCGAUGGGCACUGAUGCCGAAGGGGAGAAGAUCAAGGACCCCAUGAGGGCCAUUGUCCCAAUCCUGCUGGAUGCGAACGUCAGCACCUACGACAAGAUCCGCAUCAUCCUGCUCUACAUAUUCCUGAAGAACGGGAUCACCGAGGAAAACCUGAACAAACUGAUCCAGCACGCUCAGAUCCCACCGGAGGACAGCGAGAUCAUCACCAACAUGGCCCACCUCGGCGUGCCCAUCAUCACAGACUCUACCUUGCGUCGCAGGAGCAAGCCGGAGCGGAAGGAGCGGAUCAGUGAGCAGACCUACCAGCUCUCGCGAUGGACCCCAGUUGUGAAGGACAUCAUGGAGGACACUAUUGAGGACAAACUGGACACCAAGCACUACCCCUAUAUCUCCACCCGCUCCUCGGCCUCCUUCAGCACCACUGCAGUCAGUGCCCGCUAUGGACACUGGCACAAGAACAAGGCCCCUGGUGAGUACAGGGCUGGCCCUCGCCUCAUCAUCUUCAUCCUGGGGGGCGUGAGCCUGAGCGAGAUGCGCUGUGCCUAUGAGGUGACGCAAGCCAGCGGGAAGUGGGAGGUGCUAAUAGGUUCUACUCACAUUCUUACUCCCACCAAAUUUCUCAUGGACCUGAGGCACCCCGACUUCAGGGACUCCACUAGGGUAUCUUUUGAGGAUCAGGCUCCAACAAUGGAGUGAGAGCCAAAGAAACAAAGGUCCACUCACAUCCUCACCCCGCAGAAACUGCUGGACACGCUGAAGAAACUGAAUAAAACAGAUGAAGAAACCAGCAGUUAAAACAAAACAAAGCAAACGAAACGACGACGACUCCACCUCCCUGGCUUAUGGCAGUCCUCCCAUUGGCUGUCCCGCUAAACCUUACUUUGCUGACCUCUGGCUCCAUCUCCCAUCCCCAACCCAGAGCUUUCUCCCUGUUCUUGUUUCUAGAAACCUGUCCACCCCCCACACCACUUGCCCCUCAUUUUAAGCAAAAGUCUUUGUGUUGGGGAGUGGGGUGGGGGGCAGGGAAGCAGACACAAAAUGCAUUGUGUUAAAAAAAAACAACAACCCGAAAAGCAAAAAUAUUUAUUCUCUAUGUAUGUAUCCCAAACCCCCAGCCCAAACGCAUUUUCAAAUAACCCAUUCAUGCAUCGCUAGAGAAGAAUUUUCCACGUGUUUUUCCAGGCUGGAUGGAUGCACAUGAAUUAUUUACAGCUAUGUGAUCUUGUACCUAACCCAGAUGCAAACACAACUGCUCCAUGUAGGGAUUUGCUUGAAUAGGGACGUGGUAGAGUUCUUUCCGUUACUGCUGUCAUUGGGGGGUUUUUUCCAGUUUUUUUUUGGGGGGGGGGAGAGAAGGGGGUGUAUGUGAUUCUUAAAGGUGUAGUUAUUUUGUGUUUCAUGAAGGAAUAUGUUAAAUUGGGGAUUACCCAUGAUUCCGGCAAACCAGUCCCCAAAUCUUCUGAGGCAUCCUCUGCUGACAGAUGUUGAGCAGCCCUCCCCUCUCCCCGAGCAAGGUUCAGGUGAGCACACCUGGACAGCUCAAUCCGAUUGCUGCUGGAGGGGUGACCUCUGGCUUUGCAUGUGUCGGUGGGGCUUCUGAGAACAGCCAGUCAGGACUUUGUCUGGGAGGCGGGGGUACGAUGUGCACUUCCCAAUCAGCUCGUUGGGCUAUCUAGUCUGGUAGCCGGACUCGGAAGGUGGCCAAUGCUUGAUGUUUCAGAGGCAGGGGUAAAAGCCAAACAGUGCACUGCGCUAAUUGCGGGCGAGUCGGGGGCAGAGCUGGGGGGAAACGGCCGAGCUCCGUUCAGUGAUUAGGCGGUUGUGGCCAGAAACUAGCCUCCCCCCGUUUUAAAUUGCAAUCCUAGAGCUAUUUUGCGGGCAGAAAGAAGGGACAUUUUAGCACGAUCUUUCACCACAAAAUAAUGCCCCCUAGAGGGCAGAGCCAGAACCUGCAGGGUGCCCAGACAUCCCUUGCAAUACUAUACUGCAGCCCAUCCGCAUCCUUUCUCAAAUGGUUCAACCCUUUUCCUACCCAGCCUCAGUUUGGCAUAUUCCUUAAAGGAAAUAUAUAUAUAUAUAUAGGGACAUAUUUUUUUUUAAUGUGUACGGUCAAAAAAAAUCUCUCUUUGCUUGCAAAAAAAUGAAUGAAACCAAGGCCGUUUAUAUCUCCGCAUUGAACUUAAGUUAAAAAAAAAAAAAGCUCGAGGCCGUCACCGCCUCGGUUUCCUCUUGAGAUUCCCUUCCGCAGUGACCCUAGUAGCGCCUCCACCGUUCGUUUCUGCUGUUGUCGUCCAGUAGUAAAAUGUUCAUGACUGUGGUAAUUGCCCAAACUCUCCCACCCCGGCCUCCCCGCAUCCCUCUCUCCCAGCGGACUGUGUGUAUAUUAGUUACGGUGUCUCGUGUUGUUCUUACAAGCUUGGCGUAUAGUGGUUAAACUAGACCUUGUUACUUUUCUUUAAGUUAUUUCCUCUUCCUUUCUCCCACUACCUCUGCACUGCGAUAGUUUAGGGGUCCUUUCCCCCCCCAACAAGGAAUUGAACUCCCCUCCCUCCUCCCACCCUGCCCUUCCCAAAUAGACCUCUCGGUUUCAUAGGUGUUUCAACUUUUCCCUUGUCAUCGCCCCUGUUCCUGGCCCAUAACACUAGAUAAGGGCAAAGUCUGUAAACAUUUGCACUGAUAUUUGUUACUUAUUCCUUGCCCCGUCCCCUCCUUUUGAAUUUUUUUUUUAAAUUAGCGUUGUACCUGAUUCAGGAUCUUGUCUGUUGGACAUUUACUGCUUUCUUCUGUUACAGUUAUUUAUAUAAACAAAUAAUUGAUCAAAAAGGAAACAUUUUAAAAGCAUCUUGUCUUGGAACUUGUUUACCUAGAAACUUACUGGAAUCUAAGUGUUUGAAAAGUGUUGAAGCACAAACAUCUAUCAUCUCUGUAUAUCUGUUCUUCUGUACGAAAGCACUCGAGUCAAUAAAUAAAUACGCUCCCA